GAUCUCUUAAUCCAAACCACAGAGAAGAAAGUAAUUAACGCAAUGGCAAGUACUCUUCUUCAUCAGAGAUUGAGUGAGGCAGCCAAGGCAGGAGACAUCGAUGGCUUAUACUUUGUGCUCCAUGAAGAUUCAUAUAUUCUUAAGGUCAUUGAUCAGAACCCUUUCACAGACACUCCAUUACACGUUGCUGUAACUGCUGGGCAAGCCUGUUUUGUGGAAGAGAUCACAAACCUGAAGCCUUCCUUUACCAGAAAGCUAAACCCAAGUGGGUAUAGUCCCUUGCACUUGGCUGCGGCUAAUGGGCACGUAGAGAUAGUGAAACAACUCUUGAAGGUAGACUCUAGUCUGGGUGAACUCCAGGGAAGGGAGAAGAGAAGUCCACUUCAUUGUGCAGCCAUGGCUGGAAACAUGGAAGCCUUGGAUGAAUUGAUCUACAAAUGUCCCAACUCUCUUAAGAAGUUGACGAUUCGAAAGGAGACAGCUCUUCACUUGGCCGUCAAACAUGGUCAAUUGGAAACUGUUAAAGCAUUGCUAAGAUGGAUUAAAGAGCUUAGAAUGGAACGCCUUCUAGGCAAGAAGGAUCGAGAAGGCAACACUGUAUUGCACCUUGCAACCUCCUUAAGACAAUAUGAGACAGUGAAUUUGUUGUGCAAUGGUUGUAAGGUUAAAAGAGCUGCAAAUGUGAAUGCCAAAAACAACCAUGGUUCGACCGCCUUAGAUUUAGUUGACUCAGUGAGGCACCUAGAUGAACCACUUGAGGUACCGGUGCAAAAGAUAUCAAACAUCCUCCACAAAGCUGGAUCCAUGCCAGCUUGUGUCAAUGUGAACAUGGACAAGCUUAUUAGUCCUUCCUCACCAACCAAACAACCAAGAUUAGCCAUUUAUCAUCGUCAAAGGAUCUUUCACUACUUCAAUUUCAAGGUGCGUGAAGAUAUCUCACUGGACUUGCGUAACACACUAAUGGUGAUUCUUGUUCUCAUUGCCACUGUCACUUUUGAAGUUGGAAUCGAUCCGCCAGGAGGUAAUUGGCAAGAAGAUUCUAUCGACGGUCAGUAUAUUGCCGGAGAUCCAAUUUGGAUGAGCAAGGACAGAGUAGGUUACUAUAUCUUCACGGUAGUCAACUUUGUAGGAUUUGUUAUGUCUUCGGUGAUGAUCUUUAGAUUGGUGGAAGGAUACCCUUUUAGUGGUCCGGUCCAAGUGGCUCAAUCAUUAUUGGUUUUUACUUAUGUUUGGGCAAGUCCUUGCCUUCCUUAUACAAAUAACGUCAAAUAUAUAAUCCUUGUAGCGUUGAUUCCCAUAGCGGUGGUUGCACUCCAUUGGAUUAACAGAAAGCCAAAGCAUUUAUACUAGGAGUGUUUCGUGGAAUAGGGAUGGGUUGGAGCUGAACUCAACCAGACCAACCCGGUCACCAUUUGGUCUUCAAGUUCUUUCAUUGAUUUCACAUGUUUUUUUACUGCUGGGGGUACAAUGUCUUGUAUUAUAUGUCUUGUAUUUGUGGGUUGAUUUCAAAGGAUUGUUAAAAAUUCUAUCGGGCAUGACACUUGGAGGAUUCAUCUCACAUUGUUAUCUUCAUUACUAAUGUCUUGACAAAUCUAUGGCAGGGGUUUGGACUGGUAUCUCCCCCUCCCGCUUUUUUUCUUCUAAGGUUACAUGUAUAU
This is a messenger RNA of Macadamia integrifolia, 1658 nucleotides long. RefSeq names its product ankyrin repeat-containing protein BDA1-like. Bases 43 to 1350 code for a protein of 435 amino acids. The transcript is spliced from 2 exons. Lineage: Eukaryota; Viridiplantae; Streptophyta; Magnoliopsida; Proteales; Proteaceae. The record is from RefSeq and is a predicted model, not a curated record. Gene Ontology annotation, molecular function: protein binding.